AUGAGUGUUUUCUCAAAGUUCUCUCCGCAAGCCAAAGUUUCAUUGGUUCACUGCGAAGACAAUCAGGUGCUCCUCACACCAAAAGAUGCUUCUGCACCUGAUAAAGCAACCGCAUCAGAGAAAGAACAGAUUCAACUCAUAGAUCUCGUCCGCGAAGCUACCCCUUCGACAUGCAAACUCAACCCUUUCCUCUUCAACGGCCACCUCCAGACCGGCUACACAACAAUCAAAGAAACUAACGAAAUCCCCAUCUACUACAAGCGCAAGAUCUUCGAGCAGGAAAUUCCUUCUCUCGCGGGCCAAUUCGCCGUUGACUUUGUCGUGCCGGCAUACCCCAAGACGACCGACCCCGAAGCUACCGAUGAAGCUAGGAAAUAUACCCUCCCCUCGGGACUCCCGGCACGAACCACUUUCUUCUCAAAAGACGAGCUCGCCGCGCUGCCAUCGAAUGAUUCCAAACCUAUGCUGGUGGCGCUACAUGGAUUGACCGGUGGAUCGCAUGAGGUGUACCUGAGAGCUGCUCUUGCACCGCUCGUGCUAGAUGAAAACAGUGGAUGGGAGGCAUGUGUUGUCAACGGUCGAGGAUGCGCGCAGAUGAAAAUCAGCACCCCAUUACUAUUCAAUGCGCGCGCAACAUGGGACGUUCGCCAAGUCGUGAAAUGGCUUCGAAAGACGUUUCCGAAUCGGCCGUUGUUCGGCAUUGGGUUUUCGCUGGGUGCGAAUAUUUUGACUAAUUAUCUUGGUGAAGAAGGCGAAAACUGUCUUUUGAAUGCUGCCGUUGUUUGUGCUAAUCCAUGGAACUUGGAUGUGACCAAUGUCGCUCUUCGGAAUACAUGGAUAGGUGCUGAAGUCUACUCAUCGCAUAUGGCCAUCAGUCUCGUAAAGCUUUUUAACCAACAUGUUGAUGAAUUAACGCAUCAUCCGCGCUUGAACGUCAAUGAUAUGGAGAAUGUUAAGUACAUCCAUGAGUUUGACAGAGCCGUGCAAUGCGCAUUAUGGGGCUACCCGACUGAAGGAGCCUACCAUCGUGAUGCAUCCUCUACAGACUCCCUACUAGCAAUACGCAUCCCAUUCUUGGCCAUAAAUGCGGAAGAUGAUCCAAUCUCCGUCAAACAAGCAAUUCCAUAUGACGAAUUCAAACAGACACCAUACGGCGUCUUAUUGACCACUUCCUGGGGCGGCCAUCUCGGCUGGUUUGAAUUGGGAGGUUGUCGGUGGUUCACCAAACCGGCCGCCAACUUCUUGGACCGUAUGGCAAAAACCAUCGAUCUUUCCGUCACACCCAAACCCCAGAAGGAUAAAGAAGGGCUGUACGGAGAACAACUCGCGAACGGUAGCAUUCACAAACCGUCCCAUGCAUCGGUCUUUUAUCCCGUGAACCGCAAGCUAUCCAUGACCAUCGAUAAUUAG
Messenger RNA from Talaromyces amestolkiae, 1410 nucleotides. RefSeq lists its product as uncharacterized. Gene Ontology annotation, biological process: medium-chain fatty acid biosynthetic process; medium-chain fatty acid catabolic process. The record is from RefSeq and is a predicted model, not a curated record. The transcript is spliced from 6 exons. The coding region runs from base 1 to 1410 and encodes 469 amino acids. Gene Ontology annotation, molecular function: acetylesterase activity; monoacylglycerol lipase activity. Lineage: Eukaryota; Fungi; Ascomycota; Eurotiomycetes; Eurotiales; Trichocomaceae.